GUAAACGCCCGCUGCUCACCUAUGGUAUUCGACGAUUAUUCCUUCCUGCUUGCAGCUACUGUAGUCACUCUGCUGGCCCUCGUACUGGGCAGGAUACUUCAUAACAGGUUGACUCGUUCGAAAGAAGGAAAUAGUUCUGGUAUUAGGGGUUUGUCGUGGAUGGAGGAGCACAUGUACAUGAGUGAUUGUUUCCCAAAGGAGUCCAACAUAAGGCCGGCCUGUAACGUCAUCAACUGUGAAGUCUUUUUCAAGGCCGAUCUUCCGGACGACAGCGCUGUUGAGAAGCUUGUGAAGGAGAAUUUGCUCUCAUUCGUCCGCUUCUCGGCUGUGCCCGAUGUGAAGUGCCAUGGUUGGAAGAUGGUUGAUGUUGACUUGGCCGACCAUGUCUUCACUCAUGAUCCUGUUAAGGACCGUCAAGAGUUGGACACUGAAGUCGACAAGAUAAUCAACGAGGAUUUACCCAGUGAUAAGCCUUUAUGGCAAGUACAUUUCCUACCAGCUGCUGUAGGAGCUCAACAGAAGAACUGUGUUGUUUUCCGAUGCCACCACACAGUGGCGGACGGCCUCACUUUGGUUCAACUGCUAGACAAGGUUGCGACUACUCCCGAUGGAGAGCCUGUCACCUUCGUCAACUACAAGGCUAAAAAGCCGGUAGUUUUCGGUCCUAUCAAGAAGUUCUUCUUCAACAUUCUUUACUGUCUGGAAUGGGUCCGUUCAUUCGUCUCGAACAUGCGCGAGGGUAGUCUGCCUCUCGAGACCUCCUUUGGGUUCAACGCUCCUCUCUCUCAUCGAUCCGGCGAUAUGAAGUACAGCGGCGACCGCAAGUCGAUUUGUUUCAAGCCUUUCUCUGUUGAUUACGUGAAGGCCAUCAAAAAUAAGGCGCCUGGCAAGAUUACUGUUAACGAUGUGCUAUUGGGUGCUAUGGUUGGCGCUAUGCGGAGAUAUGGUAGUGCUGCUGUUGAUAACAACACCAUUAUGAGGAUCCUUAUACCCGUUGGGGCUCCAAUUGAUUUUGGUCCCAACCCCCCACCUGAGGGAGAUAGACUGGGCAACAACUGGUCGUUCGCCAGUGCGGACCUGAGCAAAGCUAUUCGAGCUGAUGGUCCCCUGGCGCGACUAGAGGAAACUGAUGGCGCGAUGAAUCGUCUUAAGAAGUCGUUGGAUUCUACCACGUCUAAUUUCAUCAGCAACAAACUUAUGCCGUUGUAUCCUCUGAGAAAGGCUCAAGAGGCUACUCGAGCCAUCUACUCAAGACACACUGCUAUCUUCUCUAAUGUUCCUGGUCCUACCCAGCCGUGCUGUAUUGGCGGCAAGCAGAUAGAGGCUAUCUAUCCUAUAUUCCUCACACUUGUGGAGCAAGUGAUUGUGAUGUCAUAUAAUGGCCAGUUUUACUUCAACACUACUGUUGAUCCCAACGUGGUGACAGAUUAUGAUAAGUUCGAAGGCUAUUACCGUGAAGAGCUCUUGGACCUGGGCAAGCGUCUUGGUAUUACCGAUGUUCAGCUGUAA
Molecule: messenger RNA, 1509 nt
Organism: Perkinsus marinus ATCC 50983
Lineage: Eukaryota; Perkinsozoa; Perkinsida; Perkinsidae
Exons: 8
Coding region: 22-1509 (495 amino acids)
Biological process (GO): triglyceride biosynthetic process
Cellular component (GO): plasma membrane
Molecular function (GO): diacylglycerol O-acyltransferase activity; long-chain-alcohol O-fatty-acyltransferase activity
Source: RefSeq, a predicted model, not a curated record